AUGUCGACCCCUCAUGCCGCGUGGAUCUCCGCGGCGGUGAAGGCGGCAUGCCAGUCGGGAGCUCCGCGCCGGACCGUUGCGGCAGUGGCCGCGGCAGUCACAACUGCAAUCCUGCAGCAGACUGCCAAGGCCACACCGGCAAGGACCGUCGAGGAGCACACUGGCACCGCAGCUGCUGGGCUUUCUGGCGACUGCGAGGCCCUGGCUGAGCAACUUCGGGAGGCUCGAGCCAAGAAGCGCCGCGACAAGCGGCAGAGGCGCAGAGACCGUGCACAGGCCGCUGCCAGUCCUGUUCCUCCCACGGCCGGGGGAGACGGCCGCUCUGAAGAGGCAGUUGAGGGGGCUGCCAUGGAGGAGAUGCCUGACACCACCGAGGACCCUCACCCGAAGCUUGAGACCGAACUGCAGUCGCCGCUCUCGGCUGGCAACUUGCAGGCUCGUGACGCGCAGAGCACUCCUGAGGCCCUUGCGGCUCAAGGCGUGCACUUCCUGCCAGAGGAGCGAGUUGUUCCCGACCGACGACCUUCGCUGGCCUCUUCUGCGCCUACGGACUUCGUGAUUGAAUACCACCAGCGCCGGGAAGGCUACACGCUUAGCCCCCAUUGCCUCGCCUUCGCAACCUCAGCCGAGCACACCGAAGAGACGGAGACCACGGGCGCGGCCGCCACUGAGUUUGAGCCAGGGUGUAUGGGACUGCCCACCCCAUGCGCUAUUUAUGCCGGGCACCUCAGGCCGCUGUUGAGGGAACUGCGGUCUUGGGACUUUUUCCCUUCCUUUGAUCUGACCAUGAAGAUCCAAUCUGUUCUACACACUGCGGACCAUGGUUCGGCUACCUUGUGGGCUUCUUUUACAGUACUCUUUCUUGAGCGCCAGGUUGACGUUGACAAGAAGUUCAAGUUCAAGUUGCUCCUACUUGCGAAGGGGCUGGUGUUUGGCAGAAAUGCGGACUUGCCGAUCGUUGUUGCGUUCAACUGGGACCAUGCGGAGUUCAUCAUGCCAAGGGAUUGGGUGCGGCAGUUACCACUCGAGGGUGAGUGGUCGGAUGCAUCAGACAAGGCCAGGGUCAGAGAGUUCCUUUUGAUGUCCUUGGAAGCCAAGAUUCAGCUCCUGGAGAACUCCAACGAGACAGAUCUUUGUCGCUAUUUGAAGGCACGCAUCCAAGAGUUUUUGGUCCUUGAAAGUCCCCGACGCUCGGUCGGCUCCUUCCUCGCUCAUUUCGGUUUUCAGUCGGAAGAGGAGGCCAUUCGGCAGCGAGAAGGUAUGGGCCCAGUCGCUUGUGCGGUGUUAAGCUGUGAUAUGGAUAUGCUACACCACUUUGCGGGUGCCGGUGCCCCAACCACCACCCGAUUGCCGCUGAUGUAUGAGGUGGAUCAAAUGGCUGGCUACACACCCGUUCACCUUGCCGUGCUGGUUGGGCGAAGGACUCUGCUGCCGUUGGAAGAGCUUCUCCGCUUACGGGCAGACCCCAAUACCAAGGACUCCAUGGGGGCACCCGUGCUUGGCACUUGUCGCACUGUCGGGGCUGUGGAGCUUUUGCUACGGUACCGAGCUGAUGUCAACCUCUGCGGCUUACCCACCAAGGCGACUCCGCUGACGAGAGCGUGUGCCGGUCUAGCUCCGAAAGAUGUGCUGGAAAAGCUUAUCGACUCGAAGGCGGCCAUCAAUGGCUACGGGGCUGGUCUCACGACAACUCCUUUGGCUAACCUGGUGAGCUUCAGCAAAGACACCCAAGAGGAUCAGCAGCUCGUUUCGUUCCUGCUGCAGAGGAAUGCGGAUCCGAAUUUUGCCCAUGGCAUCAGAGGCACUUGGAGGUUGUUGGAGCUGGGCUGCCGUGCGAUGCAGCUUAUGGGCAGGGAGGAGACGAUGCUGCGGUACUUUGGUGAGGGAAGCACGACUCCGCUGGGUUAUGCUGCUAUAGCCGGGAAUCCACAGCUGGUGUCCUGCCUUCUGUCUGCCAGAGCAGACCCCAAUCUGCGCAAUCGCCGGGGUAAUACGCCCAUGCAGCUUGCUCUCACGGCAAAUGUGCAGAUCAUAUUCCGACAGACCUGCGGGAGCUCUGCUGACUUCAAUGAGGAUGAGGAUGACCCCAUUGUCGAAGUGUAUGCCAUGAGCACUUGGCUCAUUCCGCAUACUGCUGUUUUGGGAAGCUGCUCGGACAGAUUGUCUUUCUUGGCUGUCCUCUUACGGGGCCUUCGGGCCGGGGGCAUGCCAAGAUCGAUUGCUCAGUCAUCAUCGACGCACAGCAGCAAUGUGGCCUCUUCGUCAGCUGGGGUUGCCAGCAGUUCUAGUGAUGGUGCUGGUGGUGACAACCGAGAUGAAGCUGCAGCAGCGGCGGCUCGGGAAGCGGAGCGUAAAGCUGCCACAGAGAGGCGCCAUCUUCUGGACCAGGUUGCACGCCGAGCACUCUUUGAGCUCUGUAUGUUAUUCUGGGAAGCCCACGUCAAGUUUCGGGUUUCAGACGGAAGAGCAGUCAGAGCGAGAGUGGAUGCACAGCGACGCAACUGGCAGCAUCUUGAACCCGGAGAUGUAUAUGCCAUCCUGGCGCCACAGAUGGAACAGCAGGAGUUCGAAAGGCUACAUGAGGAGUAUGGAUUUUUGGGAGGACUCUUUGACCAAGGAGUGCGAGAAAACGAUAAAGGUUGGAUAUGCUCCACCGGAGCCUCUGCCGAUCCUCCGAAACACUUAUACUUCCAGCACCUCAGCCGACUGGCCCAGCCAAACUUGCAGAGGGGCAUUGUGGGACACCGAGCCCGUACGCUCAUGGCCCGGCUCUUGGAGCUACUGGAGAACAAACUGUAUGUCCCUGCCAUGUAUGCCCUAUUCCCUCUGCUCGGAAUGGAUGGACAACGUGCCUUUCAGCAGUGGUUUGUUCGGUACUCACUGGGAAUACUUCCCGAUGACGCCGACCUGCCAGAUGAGGUUCAGCCAGCCGCAGCGCGAUCAACCAGUGGAGCAGCCGGCUCCAGCACGGAAGUGACAGCUGCCCUCAAAGGCCUUCCGUCGGGCAAAGCGGUGCCCGCUUCACUCCCACCUGCGGUGCUGUGGAAAGAGGCGGCCGACUUGAUGGCGCCUGACAUUGCAGUGCAAAUUAACAGCUGGCUGGCUGAUAUGCGACACCCCCCGCCUGAUGGUUGGCACAUUGCUGACAUCUUUCUCUUACUAAAGCCCGGCAAACCACCGAGUCCCUCAUCCCUAAGACCCAUCUCCCUUUUGCAUCCAGUUGCCAAAGCAAUCGCUGUUAUUCUCAAGCAGAGACUGCAGCCAGCAGCGGACGCAGUCUUGUCGGAGUUGCCUCAAUUCGCCUACCUGCAGAACAGAUCGGCUCAGGAUGCGCUGGAUCGAGCGUUCACGCACUGCUGCCACGUUCAGUCCAUUCUGCGCGCGCAGACAGCCACACCACAAACCCGAUACCAGGGGCACACCGUCCUGCCCUGCAGAGGUGGCAUCACAUUAAGUGUAGAUCUGCGUAAAGCGUUUGACCUAAUGCCCCGAGCCCAUCUCUUGACGGCCCUACAAAACUCCAAAGCCGAUCCAGCGCUGGUGUGGACAAUAAUGUCCCUGCAUUCGCAUGCGCAAAUGCAAUUUUCCUUCGGCCCGCACAAAACCACCAUUGACACAGAGAAUGGUAUACGCCAAGGGUGUGGGCUUGCACCCACCCUGUGGUCCAUGUUUACUGCGGUGGUCAUGGUUCGCCUUCUGGAACAGCUUAAGCCAGAGGAACUGUCAGCGUUUGCCGACGACUGGCUCUUUCAAUGGGUCAUCAAUAAGCCAGAGGAUGUAGUUAGAGCGGUGCGAUUGGUCGGUUUUGUGCUGGAUGUUUUGCAUGAAUUUGGGAUGCAGCCGAGCUUGGACAAAACAGUCAUACUUAUCAAGCUUAAAGGCAGCCAAGCCAACCGAAUCAUCAAGGAACAUGUGUCUCGCAAGCAUGGCAAAGGCAGGGUCAUCAAGAUUGCGACCGAAUCCGGACAAGUAGAGCUUCCUGUAGUUGAACAGCACACCUAUCUGGGCUGUCAGCUGAGCUACACCUGCUCUGAACUUCUUACGAUCAAACAUAGGGUUCGGCAAUCUUGGAACGUCUUUAACCGACUCCUGCCUUCACUGCGCAGCGUCGGCCUUACUCGUGCCCUCAAGUUGGAGGUUUGGCGUGCAUGUGCAUAUGCCAGUUUGAUGUAUGGACUGGAUUGUGUUGUGUCCUCGGGGCAUGUCAGUGUGCAACAUCCUGCUUUGCGCACCGUCCUCAAGGAGCUGCCGAGCUGGCUAGCAGAGCGUAGAGCCACAGUCUUCAGCCCGUGUCAGUGGAAACCAAUGGCCGGCAUGGAGGCGGAACUGCAGGACGAGCCCGGGACGGAGCUGUUGUCUGCCCAGAAGCAGAUGGCGAUGAUCCAGAGCAUGGCCAAGGCCAACCCCACCGGCAACCUGGGAGCGGGAGCGCAGCAAGUUCAGCAGGAGGAGGAACGCCAGAACACCUCGGAGCCUUCAGCCCCCUCAGCGCCGACGCCGUCGCAAAUGGACACCAGCAACCGGGACCACAAGCGCGGCUACCACACCGAGCAGCAGAAGGAGACCCCAUCCGGCAACGGCAACGGUCACGGAAAGGGCCCCAACAAGUGGCCGAAGACCAACUACAAAGGGGGACACUCCACCGAUGGUUCCGGCUGGGGAAGCCACAAGAACGACUACUGGAGCAAGCAGUCAUGGGACAAGGGCCAGGACAAGGAAACGGCCCAAUUGGCCAAGCUCUGCACCUCGAUGGCUCGCCUCGUUCUUCGUCACGAGGACCAACAGUCGAUCGACCGCUCGGAGAAGGGAUUUAUUCUUUUCUGCCAAGCGAAGGGACUCCUCUCCAUUGUCCCGGAUUUGAAGAGGACGGCAGAAGCCUGGACGCAGCAGAAGGAGCAGACACCGGAGCAACUCACGCUCCCCAUGCGGUCAGCUCUCCUGCACCAGCUCGUGGAGGUCUGGUACACCAGGAUGGAGGCGGUUCCCCAGACGGAGGAAUCGCGCCAGAAUGCCCGGGAAAUGCUUAUCCUGGACAGCUCCGGCAACGUACCCUAUCUCCAGUACAACCGGGAGGAGCAGAAGCUCGAGAUCAAGAAGGACCGCGACCCAAUGACACUGGAGCGCACCCUCGAAAUGCUCCUGGAGCUCAAGGACCUGGUGUUGCUGCCGCUGACCACGCUGCGGUUCCACGCGGCCCGACGCAGGGCCUUGCAGAAUCCCGGGGAGAUCGUUCCCAUGAUGCUGGAGGUGGGCCUCCGGACUUCGGAGGCGGAUCGGGCAUGGAACAUCCUGGCUCGACUGAGCCACAGUGGAGCCUGCAGAGCAGUGGCGCUGAGCAUGCGCCAAGAACGCCUAGGCCGCUCCAUGCUCGCCCAGAACCUGCAGAAGAUUCUCGAGGAACUGUCAGGAGCCUAG
Symbiodinium sp. CCMP2592 is the source of this 5415-nucleotide messenger RNA. The record is from the annotation of a GenBank genome assembly. NCBI's taxonomy places the organism in Eukaryota, Dinophyceae, Suessiales, Symbiodiniaceae.